This is a messenger RNA of Peronospora matthiolae, 699 nucleotides long. NCBI's taxonomy places the organism in Eukaryota, Oomycota, Peronosporomycetes, Peronosporales, Peronosporaceae. The record is from the annotation of a GenBank genome assembly.
AUGCAAGUUGCAUUUGCCCAGUCAAAUCUGGCAGGACGUGCCAAGACUUGGGCACUGGGGCUCAAGUUGCACGACCCAUAUGCGUUUGGGUCGUUGGAAGUCUUCAAGUCGCGGCUCAGACAAACGUUUGAACCGCCUAGAGCUGAGUUCAGAGCUCGAACCGAACUCUUGAAGCUCAAACAGGGUAAGCGUGAUGUGCACGCUUACGCGCAACAUAAACGACAUCUUACGAGUUGUAUAAGUUCCAAUCCGGUGGAUGAACACACGUUGGUUUCGGUGUUCACGCAGGGUCUUGCGGAUGGUCCCGUCAAGACUCACCUGUUCCGGCUUGAACUAGAUUCACUAGAACAAUCCAUUUCCAUUGCGGAGCAGGAAGACUUCAGUCUGAGACAGGCUCGCGCCAGCUCGACAUCAUAUCGUCAACCGAGACGAUAUGACAGCGGAGGUCCAGAGCCGAUGGAACUCUGUUAUGUAGAGAUCGAGAAGGCUCGCUCUACAGGCUACAAGAAGUUGCAGAGAUGCAACAGAUGUCAAAAGACAGGACACUACGCUUACGAGUGUAGUGCCCCUCGUCCAGUGUCUCGCGACACUGGGCGUAGUGACCGUCCACCCAUGAGAAAGGAACAGGGACGAGGUUCCGCUGUUGGUGCAAAGACGCAACAACGGGAUGGAACGUCAACAAAUGGACAGGAUCAGUAG